Messenger RNA from Condylostylus longicornis, 2059 nucleotides. Its product is annotated as hemicentin-1. The transcript has 14 exons. The annotation marks the transcript as partial. Gene Ontology annotation, cellular component: cell-cell junction. Gene Ontology annotation, biological process: cell-cell adhesion. The record is from RefSeq and is a predicted model, not a curated record. Gene Ontology annotation, molecular function: cell adhesion molecule binding. NCBI's taxonomy places the organism in Eukaryota, Metazoa, Arthropoda, Insecta, Diptera, Dolichopodidae.
CUUGUUACAGAUGGAGCAUGUCUUCAAAGAUUUGCUGAACAACCUAAAUAUACAGAAGUAAAUCCUGGUGAGGACGCAUUACUUACAUGUAAAAUAAUCGAUAAAGCUGGAACAUGUUCAUGGCAAAAAGAUAAUAAGCCAGUGGGCAUUUAUGCUAAAAAAUAUGAAUGGGCUGGUAGUAUACCACAUAUACAUUUACAGCCGCCAUAUAAUGGUGGAGAUUGUUCAUUAUGGAUACGUUCAGCAACAUUAGAUUUUGAUGAUGGCCUCUGGGAAUGUCAAGUAACAGCAAGUGAUUUUACUGCACAAGAUGCUUUAACUAGUUUACCUGUGCGAUUAGUUGUUAGAAUUAAACCACAGAGACCACGAUUGGAAUAUGAAGGUGUUCAUGUACCACCUGGCCAUAAUAUAACUGUUGAUAAUGGUGCUAUUGCGACAGUUAAAUGUGUAUCACAUUAUGGUAAUCCACCAGCGUUAAUUAAAUGGUUUUUAGGUGAUCAAGAAAUAACACCAUUAGGUCCACAAAUAAAUUCAACUGAACCAGAUAAUAGAAGAACAUGGUCAGCAACAUCUGUAGUUCAAAUUCCUGCGUCACGUGAUCGACAUGGAAUUUUAAUAAAAUGUGUUGCAUUACAUGAAUCAUAUGCAGCAAAAUCUGUAACUGUUGAAGGAAGAUUAGAUGUUAAAUAUGCACCUACAAUACGUUUAAUAGGAGCACCAGAAAUUGAUUUAGAGGAAGGUAAGGAUACUUUAAUAAUGAGAUGUGUUGCUGAUGCAAAUCCACCAGCUAGUAUUGUAUGGAGAAGAUCUGGUAGAACAGAAAUAGCUAGUUUACAGGAAACACUUCAGCUAAGGCCAGUAGGUCGACGUGACAAAGGUCUAUAUACAUGUCAAGCACAAAAUUCAGUUGGAACAUCUGAACAACUUUCAAUUGAACUGGAUGUAAAAUUUGCACCAAGAAUUGUAUCCGCUGGUCCUGAUCGUUUAACAACAGCACCAUUAUUUAGUCCAGCUGCAUUUGAUUGUGAUGCUGAAGGUAAUCCACCGCCAACAUAUAAAUGGGUUCAAAGGUUAGCACAUGGCACAAAAUAUUUAGAAAGAGGAAGCUCAUCACGUUUAGUAAUCGAUAAUGUUACAUAUGAUUACCAAGGUGAAUAUGAAUGUCGAGCAACAAAUUAUAUUAAUGGACAAGAGAGAAGUGUAACUUCUGAUCCAGUUUCGUUACAAGUUGUUGGUGCACCACAAGUUUUACGUUUAAAUCCAUCAAUGCAUACUGUUUCAGUUAAACGUGGUGAUUCAGCUAGUUUAUCAUUAGUUGUUUGCGCUGAUCCAAGACCACAUCAUGUUACAUGGGAAUGGGGCUCAUUAAGAUUACCAGCAGGAGAUGGAAUUGAUCGAUAUCGGGCUGAUGAUGUAUUACAGGAUUCACGUGAAGAUUGUUAUUUAGCAACAUUACAUAUAAAUAAUGCUGAUGAACAUGAUGCCAGACCAUAUUAUUUAGUUGUGGAAAAUGAACGUGGCACUGAUAGACAUGCCGUCCAUUUAGUCGUCGAGGAGCCUUUAGAGAUCAGCUAUCUAUUGGGAAUAGCAGGUGGAUGUUUGGCAGCUUUACUUAUUCUAAUUUGUUUAUGUAUUUAUGCGAUACGUGGAAAAAAAUGCUGUUUUAAAGGUCGUUCCGGUUAUAAAUCAUCAGAUAAAGACAGUGAAAAAGCUGAUUUAAAAUCACGUUCAGAUAGUACAAGCGGUCCACAAGGUGAUUCAAUUUAUACAACACCAGCUGGUUUUCAUCAUCAUCACCAUCAUCAUCACCCUGGACAUGGUUCACCAGAAGCGAUGAAGACACACUAUGUUACAAAAUCUUCAUAUCAAACUAUGGUAGAAUAUGAUGAUGAUCCAUUUUCUGGUCCACCUUAUCGAAGAUAUCUAGAUGAUACAGAAUAUUUAUAAAAUUUAAAAUGGAAUUAAUAAGAAAAAUGAAAAAAUAAAACAAAUUUUAUAGUACAAAUUCUAACUUACAAAAAAAAUAACAUUUUAAUCAUAAAUUGAAUUUUUGCGUUAU